Poecilia reticulata (guppy) is the source of this 994-nucleotide messenger RNA. Its product is annotated as olfactory receptor 10A3-like. Gene Ontology annotation, cellular component: membrane. The record is from RefSeq and is a predicted model, not a curated record. Gene Ontology annotation, biological process: detection of chemical stimulus involved in sensory perception of smell; G protein-coupled receptor signaling pathway. Gene Ontology annotation, molecular function: olfactory receptor activity; G protein-coupled receptor activity; odorant binding. NCBI's taxonomy places the organism in Eukaryota, Metazoa, Chordata, Actinopteri, Cyprinodontiformes, Poeciliidae.
AUGAGGAUUUAAUCUAUGACUCACUGUACAUAUAUUUUAUAUUUCAUGAAUAAUAAGGAAAAUCAUGCUGAAUUCUACACAGGUCCCAUUUUUCACUCUUGCUGCUUACUUUGAUACCAAACAGUUUAAAUACUUAUUGUUUAUGCUUGUCCUGUGUCUGUAUGCUCUGAUUAUUGGCUCCAACGUCCUGCUGAUCGCGGUGAUCUGUGUGAACCGGAGCUUACAUGAACCCAUGUUCCUGUUCCUCUGCAGCCUGUUUGUGAACGAACUGUUUGGUAGUUUAGGUUUGUUUCCCUUCCUGCUGGUCCAGAUCCUCUCUGACGUUCACAUCAUUCCUGCUCCGCUCUGCUUCAUGCAGAUCUUUUGUCUUUACACAUAUGCAAGCACAGAGUUUUUUAACUUAGCCAUCAUGUCUUAUGACCGAUAUCUGGCCAUCUGUCAUCCUCUGAACUAUCAUUCUUUGAUGACCUUGAAGAAAGUUGCAGUUUUUAUUACAGCAGCCUGGAUAGCUGCCUUCCUGGUAGUUUCUUGUACAACAUCUUUGAGCUUCUCUCUGCAGCUCUGUGGAAACGUCAUUAACAAAAUGUACUGUGACAACUACUCUAUAGUGAAACUGGCCUGCUCUGACAUUACAGUCAAUAACAUUUAUGGCCUUAUUAGCACUGCUCUCUGUGUUUUUGGUCCAGUAGGGAUAAUCCUCUACACCUACAUGAGGAUCCUGAAGGUUUGUUUUUCUGGGUCCAAACAGACCCGGCAGAAAGCCGUCAGCACCUGUACCCCCCACCUGGCCUCGCUCAUCAACUUCUCCUUUGGUAUUUGCUUUGAGGUGAUGCAGAGCAGGUUUAACAUGAGCAGCGUUCCUAAUAUUAUCAGAGUAUUGUUGUCAUUGUACUAUGUAACAUGUCAGCCAUUGUUCAGUCCUGUGAUGUACGGGCUGAAACUGUCCAAAAUACGUAAAAUGUGGAAACGUUUGUUUUGGAAAAAAAUGAGGUAA